AUUUUGCGCUGUUGAAGCAAAUACGUGAAGGGCGUUCAUUAUGUAGCUGCAUGGGAUCAAUCAAUGUGAUGACUGGCGUGGGGGCAAAAGAGGAAGUGAUGCUGUCAUGAGAAUGUAGUUUCCCAUUGACCUCCGCGCAGGCCCCCACAGCACAUCGUAUUUGGAGUAGUGCACUUCACUGGCUUUUAGUGUGUGCUCCACUAUGGACCGUAGAAGGGAUGCCCGGCACUGCAGGAAUCCCUUCAUCCUCCGGAAUGACAGAUGACAGAAGCACUAUGCUGUACAUCCUGGAAGAACCUCAGAUGCGCGGAGAAGGCGAGAGGCUUGAAACGUUCCAGACCUGGCCAACAGAUGCUCCUGUCACAUCUGGAGACCUCGCCAAGGCGGGGUUCUUCUUUUUAGGCCAAGGAGACAAAGUCCAGUGUUUCUGCUGUGGUGGGGUUUUAAGAUGUUGGGUACAUGGAGACAGUCCCACGGCCGAGCACAAGAGACAUUUCCCCACCUGCAGCUUCAUACUGGGACGAGCCGUGGGGAACAUUCCGCUGCGAGUUGGCUCCUCGGACUCUGUGGACGGGCAACUUUUGAGCCAACUCCAGAGGAUGACUAUGGAUGACCAGGGGACGGCAGGACAGGCAGUCUACCCCGAGAUGGAAGCAGAGGAUUCCCGGCUCACAACCUUCCACAACUGGCCCACAGAGGCUUCAGUCCAGCCGGAUCUUCUUGCCAGGGCUGGAUUUUUCUACACAGGUCACGGCGACAACGUCAAGUGCUUCUACUGCGAUGGAGGACUGAGGAACUGGGAGCUGGGAGACGACCCUUGGCAGGAGCACGCCAAGUGGUUCCCACGUUGUGAGUUUUUAAUUCAGUCAAGAGGGCAGGAAUAUAUCAGAAACAUCCAGGAUGCUCAUUUCCAUUUGGGUGAGACUGUGCCUGUGGAUGGCUCACAAAUGUCCACAGGCAGAGAAAUUGGCUCCAGAAAUGAUGUGGUUAGCAGUUUGUCAGCGUCGUCAGCUAUACUGUCCCCCGUGGUGCAGACGGUGCUCCAGAUGGGUUUUGAAGCCAGCCUGGUAGAGAGUCUAGUCCAGACCAAGUACCUUUUGACAGGCCAACACUACUCUCACGUGUCUGACCUGGUCAGCGAUGUGCUGCAGACGGAGGAGGAGGACAGGCAGAGAAGACCACAAAGUAGAGAGCACGAUGACGGACAAGGCCCUGGUGCUGGAAUCGUGAGGACCGUAACUCCCCUGAGAGACAAAGCUCCGACUGGGAGGGAGCCCAGCCCAGAGGAGCUCCUGAGGCAGCUGCAGGAGGAGAGGACGUGCAAAGUGUGCAUGGACAAGCUGGUGUCCAUCGUCUUCAUCCCCUGUGGUCACCUGGUGGUGUGUGGCGACUGUGCUGCCAGCCUGCGCCACUGUCCCAUCUGCAGGGCCGUCAUCAGAGGCAGCGUCCGUGCCUUCAUGUCCUGAGAGUGCCGCACGAGACUUUGACUUUUCCCCUUGAGAUUUUCCUUUGCAGGUUGCGUAUUGAAUAUUAUCAACACUAAACGUUUCAACGGUUUGCACAGUGAUUGUUAAUGCACUUUUUUUUUUUAACACCGAUUUCUACUAAAAGACACAAGAACACUGAAAGAGAACUAUGGUUUAUUAAGCACAGCUCUGGAGAAGGAAUACAGUCAGAUCACAUUAGGUAUAAGGAACACUGGGCACAAAAUGGAGGUGAAAAUAGAAAACACUUUUUAUACAAAGCGAGAGAAAUAUCUACAUAGAUGUGCCAUGGUUUUCAGUGGCCACUGGCACACAGGACAGUUUUAAACUACUGCAAUUCCAGUCACAAUUUGGUACGCUCCAUUAGAACAAGAUGGAAAACCAUUUACUGUAUUUGGUGACACUUUAGUAUACAGAACACAUAUUCACUAUUAAUUAGUUGCUUAUUAACAUGCAAAUUAGUAACAUAUUGGCUCUUAAUUAGUCAUUAUUAAGUACUUAUUAAUGCCUUAUUCCACAUGGCUUUAUUAUACAAACAGUAAGCCAUUAACUAAGUCUUCCCUCAACAACCUCAGAAUUUUUACUUAUUAGUAACCCUAACCGUAAGCCUAACCCUUGUAUGUUCCCCUAGUGUCCAAAUAACUAAUACUGAAAUGAGAUGUUCUUAUUUAAACGGGGAUAGCAGGUCCAUUCUAUGUGUCAUACUUGAUCAUUUUGCGAUAUUGCCCUAUUUUUGCUGAAAGGAUUUAGUAGAGAACAUCCACGAUAAAGUUUGCAACUUUUGGUCGCUAACAGAAAUGCCCUGCCUUUACCGGAAGUCACAGACGAUGAUGUCACCCGUUGAUGGCUCCUCACAUUGUUUUUAAUGGGAGCCUCCAACAAAAAGAGCUAUUCGGACCGAGAAAACGACAAUUUCCUCAUUAAUUUGAGCGAGGAUGAAAGAUUCAUGUUUGAGGAUAUUGAUAGCGACGAACUAGCAAAAAAAAAACGCGAUUGCAUUGGGAUGGAUUCAGAUGUUUUUAGACACAUUUACUAGGAUAAUUUUGUGAAAUACCUUAUCUUUCUAUUGUGUUGCUAGUGUUUUAGUGAGUUUAAUAGUACCUGAUAGUCGGAAGGGUCUUAUCCAAGGGUGUCUUGAGGCCAGUGUCUGAUGGAAGUCGACAGCAGCUGUACAAACGGCACAAGCUCAGCUGAUCUCCGGUAAGUGGCGACUUUUUACCACAAUUUUCUCACCGAAAACUGCUAGUUGACAUGUGGUCGGGAUCCAUGUUCACUUGACCGCUCUGAUCCAUAGUAAAGUUUCACCUCCGGGAAUUUUAAACAAAGUGUGUUUGUGUGGCUAAAGGCUAAAGCUUCCCAACUCCAUCUUUCUACUUUGACUUCUCCAUUAUUAACUGAACAAAUUGCAAAACAUUCAACAACACAUAUACUGUGUAAUUAUGCAGUUAAAGCAGACAACUUUUAGCUGUGUGUGUGCGCAGCGCUCAUAUUUCCUAACAGUCCGUGACGUCACGCAUACACGUCAGCAUUCCACGACGUUUUCAACACGAUACUUCGCGGGAAUUUUAAAAUUGCAAUUUAUUAAACUAAAAAGGCCGUAUUGGCAUGUGUUGCAAUGUUAAUAAUUCAUCAUUGAUAUAUAAACUAUCAGACUGUGUGGUGGGUAGUAGUGGGUUUCAGUAGGCCUUUAAGUCUUUGUUACUUUAACAAGCAACUAAUUAAUGGUGACUAUGUUCCCCAAGUAGGCCUUUAAGUCUUUGUUACUUUAACAAGCAACUAAUUAAUGGUGACUAUGUUCCCCAAACUAAAGUGUUACCCUGUAUUUAAUACUGAGUAUGACACAACACACACACCAGUUUGCCAAGUGUGCACAAUAGGUGUGACCUGUCCCUUCCAAUGGAGUUCACUGUACAGUCGUCCCUCGCCACAUCACGCUUCAAACAUUUUAGUAAACAUAUUCUACUACUCUAAAAUGGCCUAAAUCAGGCAUUUUCAAGCAUGCACAAUGGCAAAAAACAAACAAAACAAAAAUAUCCAUACCAUACUAGUUUUGGCCACUAGAGCAGUGGUCCCCAACCUUUUUUGCACCACGGACCAGUUUAAUGUAGGCAUUAUAUUUCACGGACCGGCUUUCCACAUGUGGCAGAUAAAUACAGCAAAAGUAAGUGCAUGAAAACUACAACUCACUAUAAGGCUGAAUUAGUGGAAGCCUUGGGCUUGAUUCCUUGCAAUGAGCUGCAGAUGGAAAUCAGCCUUUGGCGAGAAUCUGUCACAUUUAUAUUUUAUACGUUCAUUAAUGUGAAUUGUAUCACAAAAUUCUAACAAAUAUAAUAACUGGCAACACUUGGUUUCAUUGUACAUCUGUAAAUAACUAUUGGUGUGUCUAGUAGUGGAACAGGCGAAAGUUAAGUCGGAGAAAAUGGAGUCGUUUAUGAAUGAUUUAAUGUUUCUCUGCGGCCCGGUAGCAAAUGUGUCACGGACCGGUAUCAGUCCCCGGACUGUUGGUUGGGGACCCCAGCAGUAGAGUAAACCAAUCCGAAACAGUGCGCUGUUUAGUAUCGUAGCCACUGAUUGGUUUGGCAAAACUAUCGUUUUCAUUGAUUGAUUGAAACUUUUAUUGGUAGAUUGUACAGUUCAGUACAUAUUCCGUACAAUUGACCACUAAAUGGUAACACCCGAAUACGUUUUUAAGUCGGGGUCCACGUUAAUCAAUUCAGUAUACUUGAUAAGUAUAAAAAUGAUUACAGUGUUUUUUUCAUGUCAAGAAACCUCUCAAAAUGUUGAAAAACAUAUUUAGACGAUCAUAUCCAAGUUUUGUUAUGCUCUUGCUAUACAAAUAUUCAAUUUAUAAUGAAUGAUUCUUAUUUGUUUGUAAGGUCCGCGAUCAAUAAACCGCGAUAAACGAGGGACAACUGUAUUUGAAAAGAUCCAAUGUGAAAUGGCAUUUUUCAGAACAUCUGCCAGUAACAAUGUUACUGGAAUCUGAUGACCAGCCAUAUACUUAAUAGACCACUGCAAAAUAAAAACUAAAAUGGGUCUUUUUUCACACCUUGUUGGAUCCUUAUCCCAAAUUAAGCACUUUAGAUUCAGUAAAAAAAAAAAAAAAAAAAAAAUUA
Molecule: messenger RNA, 4600 nt
Organism: Nerophis ophidion (straightnose pipefish)
Lineage: Eukaryota; Metazoa; Chordata; Actinopteri; Syngnathiformes; Syngnathidae
Gene: birc7
Product: baculoviral IAP repeat containing 7
Exons: 8
Coding region: 219-1466 (415 amino acids)
Biological process (GO): regulation of cell cycle; negative regulation of apoptotic process; positive regulation of protein ubiquitination
Cellular component (GO): cytoplasm; nucleus
Molecular function (GO): cysteine-type endopeptidase inhibitor activity involved in apoptotic process; ubiquitin protein ligase activity
Source: RefSeq, a predicted model, not a curated record